Molecule: messenger RNA, 769 nt
Organism: Darwinula stevensoni
Lineage: Eukaryota; Metazoa; Arthropoda; Ostracoda; Podocopida; Darwinulidae
Source: the annotation of a GenBank genome assembly
ACUUCAGAUUUACUGCAGAUCCUUUUUUUAGGCCUCGGUGUCGAGACGAAGACUGUCAAGUUGAAAGGAAAGACAAUCAAACUACAAAUAUGGGCUGCAGCCGGACAGGAGCGGUUCCACACCAUCACCGCCUCUUGCUACCGUGGUGCCAUGGGCAUCAUGCUGGUUUAUGACAUUUCUAAUCCUAAAUCUUUUGAUACCAUUAGGAAUUGGCUUCGAAACAUCGAAAAACAUGAAAAUAUUGAUAUUGAGAUAAUUAUCUUGGGGAACAAUUGCCACAAGGAAGCCCUGCGAAUGGUUCCUCGAGAAGAAGGAGAAGCUUUCGCCCGUGCGCAUGGGGUCCGCUUCUACGAAACAUCAAUUGAAGAGAACCUCAACAUCGACGAAGCCCUUCUGGAUCUGGCUGAAGCAAUCCUGAACAAGACCUUGAGCCGGGAGCGAAGUGAACCACAGGACAGGGUUCGCCAAACGAAAGAAAAUACGACACUAUGCUGCAUAUGCUUCUGAAUCUCUUACCUUUUUCGCGUUGAGGACGAUCUCGGAAUUCUCUCACACAACAAUGAGCAGCAAUUCGAAAAAAGCACAAAGCUCAAAAUGCACAUCUUGCGUUGCACAUUAAGGUUCUCAAUUGUUCAAGUAAGGACAUUGAUUGCUUCUUGUUUCUGUUUCCUACAUGAAGCAUGUGAACUGCGAACGUGUAGCAUGUGAACGUCGUGCAUGAACUUCAUUCCUUAUCCACUGCUUAUAUUUUCUGCCUUUGCCACUUGCU